AUGAUCAUUAGUCAUUGUUUAAGAGAUUGUAUCCGGUAGUCCCUGAGUCUGUAAUCCAUGUUUCGUUGGCUGCUUUGGUUUUCCUCUUUCCUUUGAUUCUUUUGCAUGUAGUUAAAAUUCACGUGAAGACAACGUUAGAGAAAAUAUAAUAUUUGUUGGCGAAGAUUUGUUCUUUUUCGUGCUCUGUACUUUGGUUUUGUCAUUGCUUAUUGUUCGUUCCUAUCCUUUUUAAGAAUAACUAAUUAAUUAUUAACGGCCCUGCAUGGUGGAAUUUCGACAUUUAGAUCCAAUUCUUGUAGCUCAAGCCUUUUGGAAUAUAAGAGAGAAUUUCAUGCCUUAGGCCAAAUUUAUUAUUAUCCCUGGUACCUUACCAAUCUUCUUCUUCUUCUUCUUCUUCCAUUUGGCUCGGGUUUUGUAACUUGUUGUAGAUGAACGAGAACAGAGUUGACUGGCAAGGGCAGAUACAACAGAGGCGGGGACUAAGUGGGGAUUUCAAUUAUGAAUCUAGUCAUCGUUCUCAUCAAUGUUUUGAUGUCAAACAGGCUUGGAAUAUUGGUGUUGGAGGAGCUGAAGAGUCACCACACAUGGGCUCUGCAAAAUCAUCAACCACCAUUAUGGGCGGUUUUGAAUCCCCCGCUUCUGCUUUUUAUGCAGCAGAACGAUGCAUGGGGUUUCCGCAAUAUCAUUCCCAAGCGAACAUAAAUAAUCCCUCUUUUGGCUCUCCAUUUUCUAAGAUUCACGAUUUGGAACUCCCUUUGUAUCAAUCUCCCAGGGAAAACACUUUCUUGGAUCAUUCGCCACACCAAGUUAACUUCAAUGUCGAAUCAUCUAACCCCUUGCAAGCAGUGGCUAGAUCCCAAGUAGACCCAGAAAGACCCAAUAAAACUCCAUGUGGACGUUUGCCAACCGACAAGUUUCUUCCAACUGAACAACACAAAUUGUUCAUUGAUGUUGAUUAUGCCUCAGUCAGGGGAAACCAUACGCAGGUUGGUUGUGGGUCAUACAAUUUACCUCUUUCUCAUGUAAGCUUCUCCUCACAGCAAGAGAAGCUGUGUCCAACGGUUUCGGCAGCAAGUGUUACAAUUAAUGGAAAUCCUACUUCUAAUGGUGGGGCAGUAAUCCCAAGUAAAUCACGUAUAAGGUGGACUCAGGAUCUUCACGAGAAGUUUGUUGAAUGUGUGAAUCGCCUUGGGGGCUCUGAGAAGGCUACACCAAAAGCCAUAUUAAAGCUGAUGAACACAGAUGGGCUGACCAUCUUCCAUGUAAAGAGUCACUUGCAGAAAUGUAGAAUUGCAAAAUACAUGCCAGAUCCAGCUCAAGGGAAGUCUGACAAAAAAGCCCAUAUAGACGAUGUGCAUCAAAUUGAUGUUAAAACUGGCUCGCAAAUCAGAGAGGCGCUUCAGCUACAGCUAGAUGUUCAGAGGCGUCUCCAUGAACAGCUAGAGAUUCAGAGAAGAUUACAGCUUCGAAUUGAAGAGCAAGGAAAGCAGCUGAAGAUGAUGUUUGACCAGCAGCAGAAAACAUGUAAUAGCUUCUCGAAUCUGGGCAGUACAGAAAAUGAUGAUCCAUCAGUUAGUCAUAAAGAGGUUGAGGUUUCAAUUGCCGAGGGGUCUGGAAAUUCCUCCUUCCCUUCCAAGAUAUGUUAGCUCUCCAGGCACAUGGUUGGUACUUGGUAGCUCUUCAGAUGUGUAAGAUUAAUUUUAAUGAGCAAAAUAUAAACCACACCGUACAAAUUCUCUAUGGCACAAACAUAUCGUCAUUAAUCCUCCAUCAGAAAACUCUGUGAUUGUAGUACACAAGAUUAUUGUGCUCUUUGGAAACCAGAAUCCUUGUACUUCACCUUCAUAUUGCUCAAGAAACACUUUCAUGACACCAGUGAGUAGAUCAUUUGUAGCUAGACAAGGCUUUUAAGGGUUAACUGAGAUCCAAGCUGCAGUUAUCUAUACAGGAUGUUAUAUUCUGUUUCCAAAGUAUUAGGAAAGCAAUGAGAUGCGUGAUUCUCUUGAGCACAGCAAAAAGACAAUUCCGUUGAGGGAUUCCCUUUUGUAGGUUAAAUAAUCCCAAGUUCCUAAGAAGAUUUUUCUCGGUGGAAAACGAAUCUGUAAUUAGUCCUCUGUCUUUUGUUGUGGACGGUGGUGAGAAAGGGCACGCCUUAAAAAAUUGAAUUUGUAUCAUUUAUGUACAAGCCUAUGCUUUAGACAGGAAUCCACUUGUCGUUGCCCUAAUGCGAUCGCAAAUCGUCCGGCGCA
Neltuma alba is the source of this 2249-nucleotide messenger RNA. Its product is annotated as protein PHR1-LIKE 1-like. Bases 429 to 1646 code for a protein of 405 amino acids. Gene Ontology annotation, molecular function: DNA-binding transcription factor activity; DNA binding. The transcript has 7 exons. Lineage: Eukaryota; Viridiplantae; Streptophyta; Magnoliopsida; Fabales; Fabaceae. The record is from RefSeq and is a predicted model, not a curated record.